AUGCAGCAUUUGUUGUUCGCGGUGGUACUUUCGGAGGUUGUGGUGAUAAUGGCGCUUUCCUUUAAGACGCCGAUUAGGAAGCUGUUGAUAAUGAGUCUAGAUCGUGCGAAGCGUGGACGUGGACCGGUGGUGAUUCAGACGAUUUCGGCGACGGUUAUUGUGGUUCUGGUGGCGAGUGUGUACAGUAUGAUGAAUAUCCAGAAGCGUUGGAUCGAGGACGGUGCGAUGAACCCGACCGAUGAGGUUAUUAUGGCGAAGCAUCUCCUUGAAUCGACUCUCAUGGGUGGUUUUCUUUUCCUUGGACUGAUGAUAGACAGGCUGCAUCAUUACAUGAGAGAGCUACGCAUAAGAAGGAUGACCAUGGAAGUUAUAAAGAAGGAAGGAGCAGGACUGGAAGCUGUAAAGGCUAAAGCUUUGGAUGAAGUUAAAAACUUGAAAGAAGAAAUAGUGUUGCUUCAGGAAAGGCAAAAGCAGUUAGCCUCUGAGAUUGAGUCAAGGUCUAAAGAAAUUCAUACUGAAAAAACCAGUGCAAUUGCUCUACAAAAACAAUCUGAAGGGUUUCUUAUUGAGUUUAACCGGCUGCUUGAGGAAAAUCAGGAUCUUCGAGACCAGUUGCACACUGUGGAUUCAAGAAUUUCGCGUUCAAGCAUCAAAAAGAAUACUUGA
This is a messenger RNA of Arabis nemorensis, 666 nucleotides long. Lineage: Eukaryota; Viridiplantae; Streptophyta; Magnoliopsida; Brassicales; Brassicaceae. The record is from the annotation of a GenBank genome assembly.